GCAGCGUAUGAUACACUGCGUGGUGAGCAGGUGGCGAUCAAGAAGUUGAGCCGCCCAUUCCAGAACGUAACACAUGCCAAACGAGCUUAUCGGGAAUUCAAGUUAAUGAACCUUGUCAAUCAUAAGAAUAUAAUUGGAUUGCUGAAUGCUUUUACGCCUCAGAAAACGCUUGAAGAAUUUUCCGAUUUGUAUAUAGUAAUGGAACUCAUGGAUGCUAAUUUGUGUCAAGUAAUACAAAUGGAUUUGGAUCACGAACGAAUGUCUUAUUUAUUAUAUCAGAUUUUAUGUGGAAUCAGGCAUUUACACGCCGCGGGCAUCAUUCACCGGGAUCUCAAGCCAAGCAAUAUCGUUGUUAAAAGUGAUUGUAGUCUGAAAAUUUUGGAUUUUGGAUUGGCGCGAAAUGCUGGUGAUUCAUUUAUGAUGACACCGUAUGUUGUCACACGUUAUUAUCGUGCACCGGAAGUAAUACUUGGGAUGGGAUACACAGAUAAUGUCGAUAUUUGGUCAAUUGGUUGUAUUUUUGGUGAGCUCAUCCGAGGUCGAGUUCUUUUUCCCGGUACAGAUCAUAUUGAUCAGUGGUCGAAAAUCAUCGAACAGCUCGGAACUCCAGGUCGUGAUUUCAUGCAAAAAUUGCAAGCAACCGUGAGGAGCUAUGUGGAAAAUCGUCCUAGGCAUCCGGGGCUUCCGUUCGAGAUUCUUUUCAGCGACAACAUUUUCCCAAAGCCUGCAAGCAACAGUGCUCUUUGUCCGGCGCAGGCGCGUGAUUUGUUAUCAAAAAUGUUAGUCAUCGAUCCGGAAAAACGGAUAUCAGUGGAUGAAGCACUGAAGCACCCAUAUGUGAAGAUUUGGUUUGAUGAUGCUGAAGUUUACGCUCCACCGCCGCAGCAGAUCGAAUUCGUUUCAGAGUUGAUAUUCAAAGAAAUCAUGCACUACGAGAAAACGCAUGAUGACUUUGGCAUGAAGAAGGCAGUAAAUGGUGCAUCAGCAACAAACGAAACCUCCUCGUCAUCGUUGCCGUCCCAAAGCAUUGAAUACGAUGAUUGCUCGACAACGGGCACUACGCGGGUUACUAAUGGCUUAUGA
Molecule: messenger RNA, 1083 nt
Organism: Gongylonema pulchrum
Lineage: Eukaryota; Metazoa; Nematoda; Chromadorea; Rhabditida; Gongylonematidae
Source: the annotation of a GenBank genome assembly